Messenger RNA from Triplophysa dalaica, 3611 nucleotides. It is a transcript of the gene strip2, whose product is annotated as striatin interacting protein 2. The transcript is spliced from 22 exons. Gene Ontology annotation, biological process: cytoskeleton organization. The coding region runs from base 192 to 2714 and encodes 840 amino acids. Lineage: Eukaryota; Metazoa; Chordata; Actinopteri; Cypriniformes; Nemacheilidae. Gene Ontology annotation, cellular component: cytosol. The record is from RefSeq and is a predicted model, not a curated record.
UGCACAUUCGUGGUCAAGCGCCGUGAGGGCGUGGUUUGAUAUGUGCGUUUCGUCAAACCACGCCCACACUUUCGCCUCUGCGGCCAAUCAGGUGGACGGGGAGGAAUAUCAAUCUGAACUUGGAAUCCAGCAGCAUCUGUUUCAAUGUGACAGUGUGUUUCCGUGCGCCGAUCACCGCCACAGCCUCACAGAUGCAGCAGAACGACGAUAUGGAGGUACCUUUACUUAAUGAUACUAACAGUAACAGACAGAAGUCUCUGUGUCCUGACUGGGAUGGGUUCAGCCAUCAGCAGAAGGAUUCGGAGGGGUCCAUGGAGUCCCCGAACCUGGAGUUUGAAUAUGGGGACACUGACAGCUUCACCGCGGAGCUCUCAGAGCUGUACAGCUACACAGAAGAGCCAGAGUUCAGUCUAAACAGAGACUACUUUGAGGAAGACUUCAAGAAUCACGUAAAGGGUCGGAGGUGGAUGGAGUUGAGUCUGGAAGAGCAGAAGGCUCAUGUGAUGAGACUGUUGGAUGCUCUGGAGGUUACUGACCGAGACAAAAGGCUCAAAGUGUCUCGAGCCAUCCUCUAUCUGGCUCAAGGUGUGUUUGACGAAUGCGACACAGUGACAGAUGUCCUCUACUGGUCUCGACACAAUGUUUUCCUUCUUUAUGAGAUGGGCAUCUUCACUGCUCUCCUGGAGCUCCUCAGCAUGGAGAUCGAUAAUAACCAGGCAUGCAGCAGUGCUUUAAGAAAACCAGCCAUAUCCCUGGCAGACAGCACUGAGCUCAGGGUUCUUCUAAGCAUCAUGUAUCUGAUGGUCGAGACCAUUCGUGUGGAGUCAGACGGUGACAUCCCUGAGAGAAAGGCAGCGAGAGAGGCCUUCAAAACAGAGUUGGGUUCACCCCUUUAUAAUGGAGAACCAUUUGCCCUUCUCCUCUUCACCAUGGUAACCAAGUUCUGCAGUAUGAAUGCACCCCAUUUCCCUAUGAAGAAAGUGCUGCUCUUACUGUGGAAAACUGCUUUGUUCACACUGGGAGGUUUUGAGGAGCUUCUGGAGAUGAAGGUGAGAACGAGAGAGCGACUGAAUCUGCCGCCUCUCCCUGAGGACAGCAUUAAGGUGGUGCGAAACAUGCGGGCCGCCUCUCCUCCCGCCUCGGCCAUUGAGCUCAUCGAGCAGCAGCAGCAGCAGAAGAGAGGACGCAGAAGUCGCAGGAGUGCCUUUGUUGAUAGCUUGGAAGGAGACAGUCCCUAUGCCAAGAAACAGCCCCUGGUCAAGCAGGACAGUCUGGACACCUACAACGAACGGGACCCCUUCAAAAACGAUGACGCCCGGGACGACGAGGACGACCCUGAGGAUUUGGACAGCGUCAUCGAGGGAGAAGUCGACCCACUCGACAGAGAUGUCAUUAUCCAGCCGCCACCGCCUCCACCACCACUGAGACCCCCAACGGAGAGAGGGUCCUUCCCCAAAGGACUGCCCUGGGCCCCUAAAGUCAGAGAGAAAGACAUCGAACACUUCCUGGAAACCAGCAGAAAUAAAUUUAUCGGCUUCACUUUGGGAAAUGACACAGAGACUCUGGUUGGUUUGCCCCGGCCGAUUCACGAGAGUGUGAAGACUCUUAAACAGCACAAGUAUGUCUCCAUAGCAGAGGUUCAGAUCAAUAGAGAGGAGGAGCUACAGCAGUGCCCCAUGACUUUGGGGGAGGAGGAAGUGGAAGAAGCACCUGCAGAGGUCCUAUAUUUGGGAAUGCUGCCCAGUCUGUCACAGUAUGUAAUCGCUCUAUUGAAACUCCUACUGGCUGCAGCUCCAACAUCCAAAGCGAAGACAGAUUCCAUCAACAUCCUAGCUGACGUUCUGCCAGAGGAGAUGCCAAUCACAGUCCUCCAGAGCAUGAAGCUGGGCAUUGAUGUGAACAGACACAAGGAGAUUAUCGUUAAAGCCAUUUCAGCUCUUCUGCUACUCCUGCUAAAACAUUUCAAACUCAACCACAUAUACCAGUUUGAAUACGUGGCACAACAUUUGGUCUUUGCCAACUGCAUCCCCCUCAUCCUCAAAUUCUUCAACCAGAACAUCAUGUCCUACAUCAGUGCCAAAAACAGUAUAUGUGCCCUGGAUUUCCCGCAUUGUGUUGUCCAUGAAAUGCCUGAGCUCACAGCUGAAAGCCUGGAAGCUGGAGACAGUAAUCAGUUCUGCUGGCGUAAUCUCUUCUCCUGCAUCAACCUGCUUAGGAUCCUCAACAAAAUCACCAAAUGGAAACACUCCAGAACUAUGAUGCUUGUGGUGUUUAAGUCUGCUCCCAUUCUGAAGCGAGCGCUCAAGGUGAAGCAAGCCAUGAUGCAGCUGUACGUCCUCAAACUCCUCAAGAUCCAGACCAAGUAUCUGGGGCGACAGUGGAGAAAGAGCAACAUGAAGACCAUGUCUGCCAUUUAUCAAAAAGUCAGACAUCGACUAAACGACGACUGGGCGUAUGGGAAUGACAUUGACGCUCGACCGUGGGACUUCCAGGCCGAGGAAUGCGCGCUCCGUGAAAGCAUUGAGAAGUUCAACACGCGACGUUACGAUAAGAAUCAGAACAGCGAGUUUACACCCGUAGACAAUUGUCUCCAAAGCGUCUUAGGACAGCGCGUCGACCUGCCCGAAGACUUUCAUUACAGCUAUGAGCUGUGGCUAGAAAGAGAGGUCUUCUCACAACCCAUCCAAUGGGAAGGUCUGCUACAGGCCCAGUGAUGGAGAUCACAGUGUUAUGGAGGUUUCUUGUGUGGGAAAGAUGUUUUUAUUCUAUAUUAAACCAACACUGUAACUGUGGACUCACAAUCAACACACCAAUACUCAAAAGCAUGAAUGGCCUGCUGUUCCUGCUUUGUAAAUAGACUUGUAUAUGUAAAUACAGCAUACAGGAUGGCGGUCUUCAUUUGAUAAUUCUUUGUUUAAGGAGCAUGGCUCAUCCGGUGCUUUGGGCAAACUUAUAUAAAUAUUCUGUGUAUGAAAUGAGAUAUAUCUUCAAUAACUGAAGCACACUUUGUAUCAGAACUGCACAACAUGUGUCUAAACUUUACGUAUUGUUGAUAUUGUGUUAAAUAAGAUAGUGUCAAUGUUCUUGGGAAUUCAUUGCUUCACUUUCUUUUGUCUCCGUGUAUGACAUCACACAAAGAGUGUGUGCCGCACACAUUCAAAGUGUCCUUGGUGACUGUAAUGUCACCCACACCUAAAACACGGUAUUCAAUGAAUGGUGCUGAUUUUUACCACUUUAUUUCUCUACUUUUUUGUCUAAUUCUCUGCAAAGAUGAGGUUUUAUAAAAAUGAAGAACUUCAAGUUUGUUCGUUGUCAAAAGAAUUUGGUUAAUUUUUCCUUUAUAAAACACAGGGAUAUUUAUACACCUUGUUUUUCAUUCAUGGGUUUGUUUUAACACAUCACGCAACAGGAUUUCUUUAUUUGUAUAUUGUCAUUGUUUUUUACUAAAUGUAGGUGCUUUUGAAUUAAACUACCUAUCCAUGCCAAAUACAACAACACUCCUACAUUUUAUAUGUAAAAUGAUUUCUUGUACCUGUACAGAGUCCAUUGUAUGUGAAUGAGACUUGAUGUAACAGUCUUUAAUAAAUUAAAUAGAAUUUAAGCAAUCUUAA